Molecule: messenger RNA, 718 nt
Organism: Thalassophryne amazonica
Lineage: Eukaryota; Metazoa; Chordata; Actinopteri; Batrachoidiformes; Batrachoididae
Gene: cmtm3
Product: CKLF-like MARVEL transmembrane domain containing 3
Exons: 4
Cellular component (GO): membrane
Source: RefSeq, a predicted model, not a curated record
GCGGCGCCUUUGAUUGAGUGCUUUGUCGUCUGCAGCUGCACACGCGCAUCACGUUUCACAUCUGGACAAAGCAGAUGUUGCGCUUUUGGGAGCUCGUGCUGUUUCCGCGAUGUCAUUGUUUCCGUUUCCACCUCCGAAGCAGCCACACGCCUCCUCACAUCUCCGAGUUUUAUCCCAAACUAACCCUCCGUUUAGUUUGUCUGAGGUUAGAAACAAACAAACAAACAAACAAUGGGAGACAUCGAGGCUCCCACCUCCGGCCGCGAGCGCCAAAGUGUUUUAUUUUCUAUUCUUCCGAGCAAAGAGUUCGCCUCUUCGAGGAAAGGAAUGCUGCUUAUUGCUGAAGUGGCUCUUUCCUUCAUAUCGUUUGUGUGUUUCGCCGCGUCCACAGCAGCAGCCUUUGUGACAGCGCCGUUGCUAGAGCUGCUGGCAGCUUUGUUCCUGUUGUUCGCGUACUCCACCAAAUUCAACGAGAGGUUCAAAAGCUUCCACUGGCCUCUUAUGGAUUUCCUCAGAUGUGUGAGUGCCUCCAUCAUCUUUUUUAUCAUCUCCAUAAUUGCAGUGUCCAAAUAUUUGGAUGGAUCCUCCAAAGCUGCUGGGAUAUUUGGCUUCAUUGCGACCAUCGUUUUUGCUUUUGACUUUUACAUCAUUUUUAACGACCUUGCAGAUUUUCUCAAACAAGGAGGGGAAACCACUGAGGAGCCAUCGAGGCCGCGAG